AUGGCCACCGCAUCCGCCUACCGCUCGCCAGGGUUCGACUUUUCCAACGAAAUACGAAACAACUUCCUCUCCGAGCGGGGCGUCCCGCUCCCAAAGGCGACGAGCACAGGCACAACCAUCGUAGGGUGUCUCUUCAAGGACGGCAUCGUGCUCGGUGCGGAUACGAGGGCGACGGAGGGCCCGAUCGUCGCGGACAAGAACUGCGAGAAGAUCCACUUCAUUACAGACUCGAUCCGGUGCUGUGGAGCAGGUACAGCAGCAGACACAGAGUUCACGACCGCCAUGAUCUCCUCCAACAUGGAGCUGCACGCGCUAUCCACCGGGCGCAAACCCAGAGUAGUUACCGCAAUGACGAUGCUCAAACAGUAUCUCUUCCGACACCAAGGGCAAGUCGGUGCAGCGCUCGUCCUGGGCGGCGUCGACGCGACGGGCCCGCACCUCUUCACCAUCCACCCACACGGCUCUACAGACAAGCUCCCCUACGUGACCAUGGGCUCCGGCAGUCUCGCCGCCAUGGCCGUCUUCGAGGCCGGCUGGCGGCCAAACAUGGAGCGCGCGGAGGCACUCGACCUCGUCACGACCGCCGUCUCCGCCGGUAUCUUCAACGACCUCGGCUCGGGCUCGAACGUCGAUGCAUGCGUGAUCACCGCCUCGCACACGGAGAUGCUCCGCAACUAUGUCAAGCCCAACGAGCGCGUCCAGAAGGAGCGCAGCUACGGCUUCCGCCGCGGCACUACCGCCUGGAAGUCCGAGAGCAUCCGCCAGAUGGUCGUUGAGGAGGACAUCACGUUCAUUGCUCCUGAGGCGAUGGAUACGAGCUGA
Molecule: messenger RNA, 822 nt
Organism: Rhodofomes roseus
Lineage: Eukaryota; Fungi; Basidiomycota; Agaricomycetes; Polyporales; Fomitopsidaceae
Product: 20S proteasome subunit
Exons: 5
Coding region: 1-822 (273 amino acids)
Cellular component (GO): proteasome core complex
Molecular function (GO): threonine-type endopeptidase activity
Source: RefSeq, a predicted model, not a curated record